Pseudoliparis swirei is the source of this 1681-nucleotide messenger RNA. RefSeq names its product patatin-like phospholipase domain-containing protein 2. The transcript has 9 exons. Gene Ontology annotation, molecular function: triacylglycerol lipase activity. Gene Ontology annotation, cellular component: membrane; lipid droplet; cytoplasm. The coding region runs from base 182 to 1666 and encodes 494 amino acids. The record is from RefSeq and is a predicted model, not a curated record. Lineage: Eukaryota; Metazoa; Chordata; Actinopteri; Perciformes; Liparidae. Gene Ontology annotation, biological process: lipid homeostasis; triglyceride catabolic process.
UUGUUUUGAGCCAAUAGCCAAUGGUGCGCAAUUACGCAACAGUUUGGUUAUCUUGUCACCUUUGGAGGUGUACCUUGGGACGUGGUAGUUAUGGGGCCAACGGUGAGCCGUUAUCACUUUCGUUAUGUAACACUGCAGCGAGUUGUUUGUUGUUUUGACCGGUUAGUUGGGAUCUGAGGACAUGGUUGAUUUGGAGAAGGAAUGGAGCUUCUCCUUUGCAGGAUGCGGGUUCAUGGGGAUCUACUACGUCGGAGCCAGCAGCUGCAUCCUGGAGAGGUUCCCUGGUUUCAUUCAAGGCGCCUCGAAGAUCUACGGAGCGUCUGCAGGCGCUUUGAUGGCCGCUGUGCUCACAGUUGGAGUCCCCCUGGAGCUGUGCUGUGCCGAUUUGAUGACGAUGGCCAAAGAGGGCCGGAGGCACAGACUGGGGCCCCUGCACCCGGCUUUCAACCUGAUGCAGCUGGUGAAGGACUCGCUGCUGCGGAGCCUCCCGGAAGACGCCCACGUCCGGGCCUCCGGGAAGCUCCACGUGUCCCUCACCAGAGUCUCGGAUGGGAAGAACGUCCUUGUGUCCGAGUUCGACAGCAGAGAGGAGCUCAUCCAGGUGCUGGUGUGCAGCUGCUUCGUUCCUUUCUACUGCGGCGUGAUCCCGCCGAGGUACCGCGGCGUGCAUUACGUGGACGGCGCCGUGAGCGACAACCUGCCCCGGUGUCACCGGAAGGACACGACGACCUUCUCCCCGUACGCCGGCGAGAGCGACCUCUGCCCCCGGGCCAGCGCCGGGAAUUACCCCCAGGUGCGCUUCAGCAACGUCAGCAUCCAUGUGAACUCGGAGAACAUGUCCAGGGUCACCAGCACCUUCUUCCCCCCGCCGCCGCAGGCGAUGGCUGAGAUCUGCCAGAGCGGCUACGCGGACGCUCUCCGCUUCCUUCAGGAGAACAAUAUGAUCAGCGGCGAGCGUCCUGCGAGGAGUUUGGAGACGGACGCAGCCGGACCUGCUUGUUGUGAGCAGCCGGCUGAAGACGAGGAGUCCAACGCGGGAGUGAAGACACACGAGGAAGAGCACCGGUGGCUGGAUCCACAGCUCAUAGAAAACCUCCCAGUGAAUAUCCAGAAGGCGCUGUGUGAGGCCUGCAGGGAGACGUGUGCUGCCGGCGGCCUGCUGACCCAGGUGACCUCUUACCUGAAGGUCCCAUACACUCGGCCGCUGGAGUCCGCCUACUCUAUGGCCAAAAGACUUUUCCUUCAUGUGUCGAGUGACGUGGGCCGGCUCUACAGACGGGCCUGGAAGGACGAGGUGACGCACGGCGACGGUGAGUCGUCGUCGCUGCGCAGAAGCACCAGCCUCUCAUUGGGCCUCGACCUUUUGACCCAGAGCACCGACGACCCGGACGGCCUCCCGCUGACCCCCGGAGCCGCUCCGCCCUCCUCCGGUCUCGCCUGGGAUACGCACACUAAGCACUUUCCUCUGACUCCGCCCCUCACGCCCACUGCCAGCCCCGCCUCCGGGUUCGGCGACGCCCCCAAAAGCUGGGGUUUGGGCCGAGCCGUGGGAUGGAUCCGAAAUGUCGCAUCCGAGCCAACGUCGGACCUCGAGGGAGACACGAACUAUUCGGCGAAUAUGAGUAACGUCGAUGUGGAAGGAGGAGAACGCGAAGAUGUCGAAUAAAUUAAUUCAAAACCA